AUGGGGUCCUCUUGCCUCAUUAAGACAUGUCCCGUGAAGAAGACGCGCUUGGGAGCUUCAUUUCACCGUCUGCCUUGGAAACACCCUAGUCUCCGCGCCACACUGCAGGGAAUCUUCGGGGCUGCCAACGUACGAGAAGUUACAAGGUGGUCUCGAAUCUGCUCCCUCCACAUAGCUCAGUUGGCGCCCCACGCAGCCACGCACAAGGCUGUCAGAAGGCUCAUGGAGUAUUAUAUGUGGAAUGCAAGGAGUUAUAAGCGUAUUUUUGAGCUCUCCUCUCGUUUUGAGGGGGAGGCUGGGACCGUAGUGAAGGAUGUGAAUUGUGGAGGUAUUGGUAAUGUUAUCCUACAUGUGCUGUCGGAUGCAUUGCCUACCCACUCCUACACCCACGAACAUGAUCAGCACGCCCACACGCCCUCUGGUUACCCUACUGCUGCCCAGCUGGAAGGCGGACGCAGUAUGAUCCCGGAUGACUACGCGGCCGGAGCUAUGGACGCUGGCAGGGAUCCGGACGCGGGCUUGGAGGAGGCGGGAAAAUCAAAGAAAACGGAAGAUAUUAACGAUAACCAUACUAAAGUGAAGGAGGGGGAAGAUGAAGAGGAGGGGGACGAGGACAUCGCCUCUAUGACCAACGGGGAGGUGGUGGAGAGGGAAAAUGACGCUAGUGAAGAGAAGAUGGAGGAGGAGGAGGAGGAGAGUGAGGUGAAGGAGGUGGUGGAGGAGGAGGAGAUGAAGGAGGUGGAGGAGAAGGAAGGCAGUGAUGAAGAAAAGGAAUCGAGUGAAGAUGAUGAGGAUAAGUUAGUGAUUAGUGAAGGAAUUGAUAAGCCCAAUGAAGAUUCUAAUGAUGAUAACUCGAAAAUGGAAGAGCCACAAGGAGAUGCCCGUAGCAAGGCCGCCAGCCCCUCCAGCCUCCCAGAAUCCCCCAGGAGGAGUGAGAAGAGGCCAGCAGAGGGGGGCAGCGAGGGGGAGGGGGCGCUGGACUCCCCCAGUAAGCGUCCAAGGCCCCUGGAAGAGAUGGUGUGUCUCGAAGGCCUGACGUCGCUGCCCCAGGUGGAAAGCUCCCUGGCGCAGAUUAAGAGGGACUUGCAGGCGAUGGAGUUCUUAGUGAAACAGAAGGAGGAGGAAUGGAACACACUUUUACGCCUUCAGAAGAGGAAAGAGGAGCUGUUUGUCCGUCUAGCCCGCCGCCGCCAGACCCUACUGAUGCGGCAGGACGAGGGGGCAGCUGGGGGAACAGUGGGCGGGGCAGGAGAGCAGGGGGGGGAGGAACAAGGCCGCAAUCUUCUGUUUCUGCCACAAGGAGGGUAUUCGUCGCUCAGUGGUCCACAGCUGCCUCUCAUGAUGAUGUCGCAGCUGUUGGGCUCCUCUGCGUCUGCUCAGGCUCUUCAGAUGGUGGGAGGCGGUCCAGCUGUGGUCCGCGCCAGGGAGGGCAGUCCGAACAGCGACACCCCAAACAACGGCAGCAUCAGCGUCAUCGACAUCCACACCAGCAGCAACAAGGCGCCAGACAGACCGAGGGACACACAGGGGAAGCUCACUCGCCACAUCUCCUCCGCCAUGAAGCCUAUACUGCCCAAGCCCCCGGGUAGUGGCAUGACGGGGCUGCCCACUUCCCUGUCCUUCUCAGCAACGGGGCAAGGUCCACAGGGUCCCACGGUCAAUGUACAGCAUUUAAUUGCUGCCCACAGGAAGGAGAACCCCAACACACCGCCAAUUAGGAGAGCGACAAGAGGCGCCUGGCGGAACCGAUACGAUGGAGACAAACGCCCCACACCCCCCCACCACCGGGACCAGGAUCGCCCCCCCAGUGUGUCCAGCUCCAGCAGUGACGCAGAGAGCAGAACCCCGGGGAUGCCAGCCACUUUGCCCCCCUCCAAGAGCCUUUUGACCUUAAAUGACCCUUCUGUUUCAUAUAAGGAUGUUUUGUUGCGGUUUGCCGAGCUGACGCAGAUUGAGAAGCAGCCUGGGUCGCCGCAGAUCUCCAUAUUCCCUGUGGCGAGCAAUGACGGCCCAGGGAAGCGUUCUGACGUGAGCCGUGAGUCCACCCCAGGCAUGAGGUCCCACACCCCCCCCACACACCUCCAACCCUUAGCCUCAGCCCCGGGAGUCCCCACCUCAAAGUCUGGCCUGGAGGCGCCCUCUGCCCUCGCUAAGUUAUUAUUGGAGUCAAGGGGUGGUGUGUCGAGCAGUGGGCUGGUGAAAGGUGGUGGUGGCGGUGUAGGUGACUCCACGCCCAACUCUCACUACUUGACCCUCUCGGCGCUGCUCUCGGGAAGCUCCACCACCACUGUCAAGGAUAAACUCACCCAUGCACAGUCAGAGGGCCGCAGCAAGAAGGCCACCACCACCACCACCACCAGCACCACCAGUAGCAGCCAGCCGGGGGAGGAGGGGAGUGGUAACCCUAAAUGCCAGGGGUGCCACAAGCAGAGGGCCCAGUUUGUGUGUGCUGGGUGUGGGAAUCAGUGGUAUUGCUCCAGAGAAUGCCAGGUGUCAUCGUGGGAGGAACACUCGGAGCAUUGCAGUAACUGAGAGUGCUGCAGCUGUGUUGUGUGCCCCGGCAGCCAGACCAGCGUGUCUCCAACCACCACCACCACCAGAACACACACACACACACACAGACACAGACACACACACACACAGCAAGUAAGUAAGCUAAGAUUUCAAACAAACGCGAAAAAACGCAAAAAAAAACGUAGGAGUCGUGUGUUUUUUUAAUGUACGUGUAGGAAUUUAAUCUGUAUAAGGUUAGGACGUGACUUCCCACCUUCUAGACACUCUGCAUGGACUAAGCUAUCUUUACACUGUCUUCACUACUCUCUAACUGUUUGUAUGGAGGUGAAAGGCAAACAAAACUCAGAUCUUAUUUUUAUAUCAAUUUUGGGGUGAAGGAAUACCACAAAUAUAAACUCCUGUAGCCACAUGAUAUUUAAAAAAGAAAAAAAAUAUGUUACACCCCUUUGUCCUGUCCCCCCGUGUCCCGCUGUGCCCCGCCGUGCCCCGCUGUGCCCGCCCGACCCCCAAGGCACUCCCAGCAGUGGUGUUGAGGGCGGUGGCACCACUGAGGAUAAUAUUACUGUGAUACUGAAGUGCAUUUUUUGUAUAUCGCAAGAAAAGUUUUGCUGUUUUUUAUACAAAUCACCAAGGCUGUGCCCAUACUAUAGUGAUUCCCCCACUCCCCCUUCCCUCCGCUGUUUUGCCCCGCCUUGACCUGCCACGCCUGCACUGUGACCCCUGACCCUUGUGUGACCCUCUUCAACACUGCCCUGUCUCCCUAAACUAGCCUACCCACACCCAAUCUUACCUUACCUUAUCUAAACACCCCCUUAAACCACCAUUAACCCCCGUCCACCACCCCUAGUCGCCCUUAAUACAUAACCCCACCACCACCACCACCACCCUUUUAGAUACUGUAUGGGAUAGUAUGUAGACUGGUACUGUAAACUAGAGGUAAUAAGUAUGUUUAAUGUGUGCUGGGGAAGUAAGUAAGUGCAGCGCUGACGAACAGGUGAGUAUUUGGUAGUCUAAGAGGUGAAUACUUGGUGGUGUGAAAGGAUUAGUGUUUGUUGUGCUGCGAGUUAAUUGGUGUGUUGAUGUUUGAGUGUUGCAGUGAUUGGUUCAGAUGGGUAUUUCUCAAGAGUGUUUUUCUCGGUUUAGUUUAAGAGAGGGGUGUAAAUUUUUCCGUCAUGUUGAGUUAUUGGUGGUCAUAAGAGUGGUGUCCCAGUUUUAGCAGUCUGUAGUGGAAUUUAUAGGUUUUUUUCAAGGGUGUUUUUAUGGUCGUGGUGAGACAGCAGAGCAUUUUUUAGAGUGUUUUUAUGGUUAUAGUGACAGAUUAACAAGAUUUCUGUAUUAUUAACAGGAGAAACACUCUUGAAAACUCAGCUAAUCAUCUCUGUGGCCUUGGAAAACAGCCGUGGUGAGAGAAUAGAGCAUUUUGAAGGAUGUUUUAUGGUUCUAGUGACAGAUUAACAACAUUUCCACAUUAUUAACAGGAGAAACACUCUUGAAAACCCAGCUAGUCAUCUCUGUGGCCUUGGAAAACAGCCGUGGUAAGAGCAGAGCAAUGCAAACCAGCGGCUGGUGUUGGUAUGCUUGUAAAGUUGGAGUGACAGACUGAAUUACCUUUGAGAUAACUUAAGGCUAUUUACAUACAUACAUACGUACGUACUUGUGUUUUUGUCUACGUAAGGAGGAAGAGAAUAACUUGUAAUAACUUUUAAUAUAUUUUUUUGCAUGUGGUUCCCUUUAUGCUGUUUAUGAGUGGCUGGUUUGAAGCAUUAUUUAUUUAUUUAUUUAUCUAUUUAUUUAUUUAUCAUCGUCAUUGUUGAAAAUCCCAAUGUGUGUUUUAUAUAUUUUGAUAUCUGAAAAAAUUACAUUAUUAUUUCGAGGGAGUGUAGACGCAUUAGUGGGUAGGUUAGGUCAGGUUAGGCUAGGCUAGGCUAGGCUAGGUUAGGUUAGGUUAGGUUAGAUUAGAUUAUGUUAGUGCUAGAGAGAAAAUGUGAGAGAAAACGUGAUAGGGACAUGAAACGGAUAGAGCAGAAGGGAGGAAGGAAGAGAGAAAGAGAGAAAAUGUAAUAGAAUGAUAAAAAAAUAGAUAAAAGCAGAAAAGAAAGAAUUAUGAAGGAAGCAGAAAAUUAAACUAAAGGAAGAGAGAGAGAGAGAGAAGGAGGAAAAAGAAAGUACAAUGAUCAUAACAGAGAGAGAGAGAGAGAGAGAGCACAAAACUUCAAUAAUUAUUCUCAUUUAUUCAUCAAUUAAUUUUUGGUAAUGCAUUUGUUGAAGCAAGUUACAAUUGUCUCUUGAUACGCUGGCUUCACCUCGUCUUAACCCAGUAUAGUGUGCAAUCUGAACUGGCUUAACACACCCUUUAGAACACCUCAACAAUUAAAUCCAGAUAUAUUUAUCAACAACACAUUUAAGGAUAUAAUUUCCUGAGAUAAGCCAGUUUCCAUUUCUCUAAGCCAGUAUAAGGCCAUUCUAAACCAGCUUAACCCUUGCAACACCCCAGAACACACAAUUAAAUCCAGAUAUAUUUUUCAACAAUGCAUUUAAGGAUAUAAUUUCAUGACAAGCCAGUUUCCAUUGAUCUAAGCCAGUAUAGGGCCAUUCUAAACCAGCUUAACCCUUGCAACAUCUCAAAACACACAAUUAAAUCCAGAUAUAUUUUUCAACAAUGCAUUUAAGGAUAUAAUUUCAUGAGAUAAGCCAGUUUCCAUUUCUCUAAGCCAGUAUAGGGCCAUUCUAAACCAGCUUAACCCUUGCAACACCUCAGAACACA
Messenger RNA from Portunus trituberculatus (swimming crab), 5278 nucleotides. RefSeq names its product stress response protein NST1-like. The transcript is spliced from 11 exons. The record is from RefSeq and is a predicted model, not a curated record. The coding region runs from base 1 to 2532 and encodes 843 amino acids. Lineage: Eukaryota; Metazoa; Arthropoda; Malacostraca; Decapoda; Portunidae.